Phialemonium atrogriseum is the source of this 1592-nucleotide messenger RNA. RefSeq lists its product as uncharacterized. The record is from RefSeq and is a predicted model, not a curated record. Gene Ontology annotation, molecular function: flavin adenine dinucleotide binding. Lineage: Eukaryota; Fungi; Ascomycota; Sordariomycetes; Cephalothecales; Cephalothecaceae. The coding region runs from base 1 to 1392 and encodes 463 amino acids. The transcript has 5 exons.
AUGGCAACCACACGUUUGCACGCCCUGAUCUCCCCCAUCCUUCCCAUCGUCUGGCAGGGUAGUGCCGAGUACGAAACUGCCCGAAUCGGGCGUGUCUUCAACCAUCGCCGACCGUCACGCAAUCCCCUCGCGGUUGUCGAAGCUGUCAAUGAGGUCCACAUCGUCGAGGCCGUCCGGCUGGCCAACAAGCUGGGCUGCCGCGUGUCGGUCCGGUCCGGAGGCCAUAACUGGGCCGCAUGGAGAGUCCGAGAAGGGGCUAUCCUGAUCGACCUGGGAAACUAUCACGAAUUUUCUCUGGAUGAGGAUACCGGUGUCUUAAGUGCCUGGGGCCGCAUGUUCCCCGGCGGCCACUAUCCGGAUGUUGGACUGGGAGGGUUUAUUCUCCAAGGCGGCAUGGGUUGGAAUUGCAUGAACUGGGGGUUUGCGUGUGAGCGGCUACUGGCUGUCGACGUCGUGACAGCAGAUGGUAGGCAGCUUCACAGUAACGAGACGGAGAACAGUGAGCUGCUUUGGGCAGCUCGCGGUGCUGGACCUGGAUUUCCCGCCAUUGUGACCCGGUUUCACCUGCAGACGAUGCCUGCGUUUAGCCACGCCCGUUCCGCCGCUUACACGUACGAGAAAAAAGACGCACGCAAAGCUCUGGAAUGGGUGACACGGAUCACUUCAAACUUCGACGAUGGUACGGAGAUUGUUGCCGUUGCCAAUUAUCCGCCCGGGCUCUCCGAUGUACAUGUCACGGUCCUCUUCGUCACAUUCAAGAAUAACGAGGAUGAGGCGCGGACCGCCUUGCAACCGGCGCAAGACUGUGCACCUCCGGGCUAUAUACACUCCUGGUUUCUGAAGGAGACCUCGGUAGCACAGGAAUAUCACGACCAGCAAUCGGCAUAUCCUGAGGGGCACAGAUACUGUGUAGACAACUGCUACAUCGCAAAUGAUGCCGAUAUCGUUUCGGUUCUCGAGGGCGCCUUCACGUCGCUGCCGUCUAAAAAGACCUUUUCUCUUUGGUAUUCGAUGGCUCCGGGUUCGCGCCGGAGCUCCGAGGACGGGACCAUGAAGGACAUGGCCCUCUCCAUGCAAACAGACCAUUACUUCGCCGUCUAUGCCAUCUGGGAGGAUGAAUCUGACGAUGCCAGAUGCCAGUCUUGGGUUCGAGGCAUCUUCAAGGAAGCAGAGAAGCACUCCGAAGGUGCUUACCUAGGAGACGCUGAUUUCCAGGUCCGCAGAACCAGGUUUUGGGGCGAGAAGCAAGGCCGUAGGCUUAUGGACAUCAGGAAGAAGUGGGACCCUCGCGGCAUGGUCGCGGGAUACUUGAAUGCUGGAGACAUGAGUGGCACUGAGAGUCUGGAGAAUGUGCACGAGUGGGAAGUAAGGGAUCCUCUACAGGUAAACUGAUUGUAUGCAAUGGCAUAUCGAAAGCUAUCUAGUUAGAGACUAAAGCCACCGUCGAUUAUAGAAUUCUGUCCAGUUACGGUCUUGGACGCCACAAAUGUCUUCACCUGUUCCGCAACGUCCUCAACUGUGGCAAACCGUUUCAGCUUGUUCGCCGCCUUGACCGCCUCAAGCCGUGCUAGGGGGAAGGAGAGUCCCCAGUC